Messenger RNA from Gregarina niphandrodes, 1065 nucleotides. Its product is annotated as retroviral aspartyl protease. The transcript has a single exon. Gene Ontology annotation, biological process: proteolysis. Lineage: Eukaryota; Apicomplexa; Conoidasida; Eugregarinorida; Gregarinidae. Gene Ontology annotation, molecular function: aspartic-type endopeptidase activity. Bases 1 to 1065 code for a protein of 354 amino acids. The record is from RefSeq and is a predicted model, not a curated record.
AUGUACAACGAGAAAUUCGAGAAGGAACCCCGCUACUACUACAAUGCCAAGCAGCGUCGAGAACGGAAACGGGAUGGUAUGGCGCACCAGAGCCACCGGGACGACCGAGACGACGAAGCCCUGUUCAGCGACGAACCGCUCGGUGCCGGACGGGUAGAAACCGCAGAUAGUCUACUCGUGGGGGCUCAAGAGGUGAACCGCCGCAACUGUCGACAUGUGCAACUUCCGGUGGCAGGACGUCUACUACCGUUCAUGGUAGACACUGGAGCAGAAAUCAAUAUCUUCCCGGAACCACUGCUCAAAAACCUGGACGUUCAAACGCAGUUCUCCGUAACCGGCCUCGAGAAUCCACUACAAGUCAAAGGCGUCGGCGGAUACAGCAAGUGCGAUUCGCAAGUCCGCAUCACCACGUCGGUGAAUGGUCAGGUCGUUGAACUGGACUUCUACGUCCUACCUACACCCAUGAUGAAGUACCCGAUGUUGGGGCUGCCCGCACUCCAACAGUUAGGCGCCGCCGUCGACCUAGCCAGCGAAAGGCUGGCCACCCAUCACGGAGACCUACCACUGGUCCAAGACCCCGACCUAGUGGAAUGCGAUUCCAGGGUGAGUGCCCUUCAGGAAGCUGAAGAAUCCUUCACACUCAGCCAGAUCGAAGAGCGCAUUAACCCAUCACUGUCCGUCAGUCAGAGGCAGGACAUACUCAAGCUGCUCACAGCCUACGACUCGACAUGGACAGCUACGAAGGUCGGACGUUGUAAGGUACUAGAACACCGGAUCGACACGGGGGACAGUAAGCCCAUCAAGCAGGGCACCCGGCGAUACUCACCGGAACAGAAGCAGGAAAUCCAGCGACAGGUCCAAGACCUGCUGGCCGCGGGGGCCAUCGAAGAGUCAGACAGCCCGUGGAGGUCACAAAUAGUCAUGGUUCCAAAAAAAAACCGGGGAGUGGCGGAUGUACGUCGACUAUCGCGCCCUCAACGACGUCACCGUCCCGGAUACCUUCCCGCUGCCCAUCAUCGAAGAUCUCCACGAUCAGCUAGGGGAAGUGGAACACGUGAUCACUAA